Durusdinium trenchii is the source of this 1355-nucleotide messenger RNA. NCBI's taxonomy places the organism in Eukaryota, Dinophyceae, Suessiales, Symbiodiniaceae. The record is from the annotation of a GenBank genome assembly.
CUAACUACGCAGAGCCGCAAAGAUCAUGCCACCACGCUGGCCGGGCCUGCAGCUUUUAAAGAGUGCGCACAACACCGGACAGCCACAACGCGAACGUGCAUCCGACACUCAACUGGUGAAAGAAGGGGCGGAAGUGGCAGAGGACCCAAUCCACCAAGAGCCUCAGCGGCCUGCACUGUCCAUAUCAGCAAGCCGACUUCGGCAGCUGACAAGGCCAAGGCCGAAAGGAGCUCAUAGUAGCGUCCGAUCGCUCCUAGGAGCACCAAGCCAAGGCCAAGGCCCAAACCAACCAGGUACUGGUUCAGCCUCGGGCUCGAGCUCUAAGCACGAAGGUAAAGGAGGAAAAGGAGGAAAAGCCGGGAAAGGGAAGACAAAGGCAAAGAACCCCCCAAAGAUCACACAGAUCCUAGAAGUUUUGAAAGCUAGACGGGCAGAAGCUGAGCAAGCCAAGCUGACCCGAAAGCAAGAAGAGGCAGCCAAAGCAGGAAAGGCUCCAGCUGCAAGAGCUCCAAAAGCUCAAGCUGCACAAGUUCCAGCAAAAGCACCAGCAGUACCAGCAGCACCGGCAGCAGCACCAAGAGCACCAAAGGCUUCAGCUGCACCGAUCGUUCCAAAAAAAUCAGCUCCAGCAGCUCCAGCUCCUGAGAAUGAAUCCAUUCUUGCGAAGCGGAGUGUCGAGUUGGAGAACCGAGAUCUGGCAUGCAAGGCCAUUUGCCGCAUCAAGAGGGGCCUGCGUGAAGCUCGCCGCCGAGAUGACGGUCGUCCCUUCAUCCCGGAGGACUGGGAGACGACCUUCAAGCCCUUCUUGGGAUCCUACAUCCGCUUCUUGCUCUCCAGACCGGACCAGUUCAAAGUGCACCAAGGGAUGGGUCCGGGACUCUACUCCAUUGAGGAUGUCACCAACAACGAGGUAGUGAUGCCCAAUCAGCUGGCGCCAGGCAAAGGAGGAAAGAGUUGGAUCAGCGCCAAGGCCAAGGCGCACGUGAAGGGUGGAUCCAAGGCUGGCUGCAGCCUCGGUGCCAAAGGUGGAAGCAAAGGUAGCAAAGGUCGAAGCAAAGUCGGAAGCAAGGGAGCAGAUGUGUCACCAGCAAGUGGCACCAGCAAAGCUGUUGCAAUUGGGACUGCGGGUGAUGCGGACAAGGUGACGGAAGAAGCUGCCUUUGCAGCCCUGGAGCAGGCUUUUGAGGAGGUGGAUGAGCCUCUGCCUUCGCGCAAGAGGACUUCACUGAUCGCCGAACUGUUCUCCGAGGAUUCACCCAUCAAGCGGCCCUCAUGAAGAAGGGACUGUGCCUGACAUCUUCGGUUCGAAGCAACUCUGACAAAUUGUUCAGCAUCGUUGGAGAUGGUCAUGGAGG